AUGAGUACAAAUGGGAAAAAUCUUGGAGAAUUUAUUGGAACCGCGUUUGUCUCUUAUAUAGCAACAAAUAUUGAUGAUCUUGUCGUCUUGAUGAAUUUUUUUACCGAAGCAACUAUAUCAAAUUCCUUACUCAAAGUUCGUCACAUUUGCAUUGGUCGAUUUGCAGCUUUUAUUAUAUUAGUAGGAGUAAGCCUUAUUGGCUAUGGAGUUUCAUAUGCAUUGCCUGUCAAAAUGCUUGGAUUUCUUGGUUUCUUACCGAUUAUGCUCGGUAUUAAAGCUAUGGCUGAAAUAACUAUUGAAGAAUGUAACAAAUGCACUGAAGAUAUAAAUGACAUUAUUCCCAAUGAUAAUAUUUCUACAAUUGAACUCGAACUAGUUCGUUAUCGAAAUGAUACUGAUGAACAAAUUACGAAAGAAUUUACAAUACGACAAGAAGAAACUACAGAUGUCGUGGUCGAUCCUCCUACAUCUCUGACUUUCAAACAAAAAGUUCUCAAAUUUCUAAGCCACUGUUUAAAUCUUCAAACAUUAAAAAUCGUUAGUAUUACAUUAGCAAAUAGUGGCGAUAAUGUUGCUAUUUAUACACCAUUGUUUGCUCAAGCAACAAACUGGCAAAUUGGCGUUUAUAUUGUGAUAUUUUUUUUCAUGAUGCUAGUUUGGCUUGUGUUUUGUUAUUUUUUCAUUAAUUUUCGGCCAAUUUUAAAUCUUGCACAAAAAUACGCACACUAUAUUGUACCGAUUGUUUUCAUUGGAAUCGGCAUUUAUAUUAUCGUUAAAUCCGACUGUUUUCCAUGGUUAGUAGAGGCUAUUAAAACCAAAAGUUUUACAAAUGGUUAA
Messenger RNA from Rotaria socialis, 837 nucleotides. Lineage: Eukaryota; Metazoa; Rotifera; Eurotatoria; Philodinida; Philodinidae. The record is from the annotation of a GenBank genome assembly.